AUGACGAUUAAGGAAGUUUUUGUCUUUGUUGCCUGCUUUGCUAUGCUGUGUGGAUUUGGUGACUCUGUUGAUAUUCAAUGCGAAUAUGGAACUAGUUUCUAUCAUGCUGUUGGUUAUGUUUAUGAAUGCGUUCUCCAAAACACUCUCAACAUAAAAUCAAGAGAAUCAGCUGUGAUUAAUUCGGUGAAUGGAAGUCAUUCAAGUGGCAAGACCAGUGCUGAUGUGACUGGGUUUUGGUCAUGGGAUUCCACUCGUGUCAUCGAAUAUUUCCCGCGUAAUUUGGACAAUAUUUUCACAAAUCUCAAAAUGAUUGUGAUCCAAUAUGGUCGACUGAAGGAAAUUCAGCAAAGUGAUUUGAGGCCUUUUACAAAGUUGGUGUAUCUUAACUUGUAUCAAAAUGACAUUGAAUUUCUUGAGGACGGAUUGUUUGCUUAUAAUCCAGAAUUGGAAUUUGUUAACUUUGUUUCCAAUAAAAUAAUUCACAUUGGCUCUCAAGUUUUUGACAAUUUAAAUAAAUUGACUUGGUUGUACCUUCAUAAAAACACAUGCAUCAACAUGGAUGCUGAAAACAAUCAAACAGCAUUGAAAGAAGUCAUCAGUCAAGCAAAAGUAAAAUGUUACAACAGCGAAUACUUAAUAAUUGACAACGAGCUAGCAAUGAUCGAGGAUAAACUAUUUUGUGCAAACUCUGAGGCACUUCCAGUUCUCACACAACACCUCAAAGAUCUUCAAACCCAAUACGAAAAGUCAAAUUUCUCAAAGUCUUGGUCAUUAAAAGAAAGAUUCGAAGCUUUAAAUACGUUCAAAAUCCAAAAUCGUGGUUCAGUUGGGAAAAAAAUGAUGACAAAGCUUGAGAAGAUCCAGGAUGACAUCAGCAUGACAUCAACAAUGCAAAAGAUCAUCCCAGCAAUAUCAACAACUGACAAUUCUAUGAAGUUAGUCAUCAUCAUUUCAUGUUCAAUCAUGUUCCUGAUCAAUAUUGUUCUUAUUGUCAUCUACCAUAAGAUUAAGACAGAAUAAUGGAUCUUAUGAUGACUCAGCAUACACAAAAGUCGGACCAUAACCGCAAUAUUACAAUUUAUCAUCAACAUAUUCAUAUUUAAUAUUUUAUUUACAUUUAUUUUAUUCAAAUAUUUAUUUAUUAUCAAGUUGCACUGUAGACACUGGCUUUCAUAUUAAUCAUAUCUCCUCGCAAUAUAUCCAUCAUAUUGCUAUGCAUCUGUGAUUCAUCCAGACCAUAUAGUCAUCCCUACAUCAUUGUGGAUCAUAUAAUCAGUCAUAUUGCCACAUCAACACUACAAAGGAAUGAAAGAUGCCAAAAACAACCCUUUUAAGCAGUUUUUCUCAAACUUUUUUGAUUCAUGGCACAUUUUCCAUCAAGUGUGCCGCAGCACAAAAUUUGAGAACCACUGUUUUUAAGCUUAAUAAGACACAAUCACAAAAUAAUCAACAGUUUGGUCUAUGGUGCAAUUAUAUCAUAUUCACAAUAUAUUUAUGUACUUUCCCAAAUAAUCAAAAAUAAAUAAUAAAAAUAAUUCCCAACUCCC
Messenger RNA from Chironomus riparius, 1547 nucleotides. The record is from the annotation of a GenBank genome assembly. NCBI's taxonomy places the organism in Eukaryota, Metazoa, Arthropoda, Insecta, Diptera, Chironomidae.